This is a messenger RNA of Solenopsis invicta (red fire ant), 4803 nucleotides long. RefSeq names its product phospholipid phosphatase 1. Lineage: Eukaryota; Metazoa; Arthropoda; Insecta; Hymenoptera; Formicidae. Gene Ontology annotation, biological process: signal transduction; phospholipid metabolic process; phospholipid dephosphorylation. The coding region runs from base 427 to 1452 and encodes 341 amino acids. Gene Ontology annotation, molecular function: phosphatidate phosphatase activity. The record is from RefSeq and is a predicted model, not a curated record. The transcript has 5 exons.
AAACGGAUAGCUUCAAAAAGAUUGUUGCCGCUAAAAUUAGAAUUAAAGUUUUUCUAUUACGUUUUGCCUUUAAAAAUAGAUUAACGUUUAUAUCGAUAAAUUGUAGGCAAAUCUAAAUACGCGGAUAAUACAGGUUUGAAUCGUCCUUUUAUCUUUUUUCGCGCCAUCUUUCUUGUUACUCUGAAAGCAGAGCAAAGUGUUUUUUAAAGCUUUAGAAUGAUCUUCCGUGUGUCUCAAUUACGCAUGCGCGCUAGAUCGCGUCAAUGAUAAUGUGACGUGUACAAUCUUCUCGCGUUCAGAACACUCGCGUCGCUCGUCGCUCGCGUGACAAGCGAGCGAGUGAGCGAGUGCAUCGACGCUUUAUCGUCGAAACAACGUCGUUUUCCUCUAACCGCGGGAUGCACCUCGUCCGCUCGUCGGAAGAAGAUGCACUGUCGCGAGAAAAAUUCUUCUACCGUGAACGAGAGAAGAGAGGGAGGCGGAAAAGAGAGAGUCAAGGAGAGACGGAGAGUGACGUCGCGUCUGCCGAUCAAGUGGUCUCUUCGUAAUCACUUCGCCUUCGUGAGCGUAAUCCUGGCGGUUGUGGAAUUCAACGUGGUACCGCAUCAACGAAUCGGUUUCUUCUGCAAUGAUCCAAAAAUCUCAUUUAAAUUCACGGGCGACACGAUCUCCAUGGGCGUAUUGAUAAGCUUCACUUUAGCCAUGCCUUUAGUAGUAAUUUGGAUCGCAGAAUACGUCUGUUAUCACCCUAACAGUUACGAGAAGGUGUCAUGCUAUGGCACCCGGGGCAAACAAAUUUGGCGUUGGUAUGGACACUACUUCGCGGGAAUUUCGACGCUCACGCUCGUCAUCGAAAUCAUGAAACUCCUGAUCGGUGAACCGCGGCCGCACUUUCUCGACACGUGCAAACCGCGCGAGGCGGCCAACUGCACCGAUGAAUACUUCAGUUUUUACACGUGCACGAAUACCGAGUUUUCUACGUGGUUCAUCAAUGAUUCCAGCAAAUCCUUCCCCUCCGGCCAUUCGGCUCUCUCCGUUUACACGAGCAUCUUCUUGGUGUGGUAUCUGCAGAACCGUCUGCCGAACCGGACGCUGUUUCUGAAACCGUGGCUGCAGUGCCUGAUGGGCAUGUGGGCCGUUACGUGCUCGCUGACGAGAGUGGGCGACAACCGGCACCACUGGUGGGACGUUCUCGUCGGCGACGUCCUCGGGCUUCUGUUCAGCCUGUUCAUCGUGGUUGUAUCGUGCCAGCACUUCCGUCUCGAGCGCGCCGCCGACGCCGACGCCGACGCCGCCGCCGCCGCCGUCGCGGCGACGCACGCCCUUAACGAGCCCCUGGAGAACGGCUACGACGUGCAGCGCAAGCAGAGCGUCAAGAAGCUGCUCAAUCCUACCGUCGUCAACGUCUCGGAGGGCCGGGAGAUGAAGGACGUCGCGAACUGGAGGGAAUGAACGGGGAUGCGUCGCGUCCGUCGCGAACGACGAGGGGGCGAUUUCACGAACGGGAAAUAUUAUUAUGUAGAAUAAUCGCGCUGGUCGAAUCACUCGUUUCGGAAAAAAUCGAACCACUCGCUCGUUCGCAGUAUAUUUUUCCUGUACCUGAUCUUUCCUUAAGUAAUGAUAAUAGUACUAAGUUAAACUAGACCGGUAUAUGAAUAAUACAAACGAGAAAGUAAUGAGCUUUUUUGCUCAAAGCGGAUCUUAACUUGAUCAUUUUUGUUUGUGCUUAACCUGGAAAACAAAGUUUUAAUAUACAAGGUAAACGUACCGAAUUACGCCACUUUAAGCAAGAAUUCAUUUUUGACAAGUUAUUUUUAAAAAGUAAUAAAUAAUAUUAGGUAAGACUAAAUUUUAUCUAAAGUUCAUAUUAUAAAUUAGCGAAAAUCUAUACAAAAAUUGAAAAUAUACAUAAACAUUUUUAUGUUUUAACGAACAUUUUACGAAAGAAUUAAUUGUGGAUUGCAAAUGUCCUGAAUUACGCCAGGUGUUCUGAUUUACGUCACUAACUUGUAUCAAAUGACACCACCCUAUCUGUGCGUUGGUAAUCUUUAUUAUAUUUUACAAAAACUAUAUAAUUAUAUGAUUUUUUUACUAUUUUAUCAUUUUUUAAAUAUAUUACUCAUGCAAAACUAAGGCUUUGCAUUACAAUUCAAAAUUAUUCAUUUUAUCAUUUGACAGAUUACAUUCCGUAAUAACAAUUUAAGAAUUUAGCCAUGGACAGUUAAAAGUGAUAGAUUCUUGAUAAUGGUUUUUGGAAACUUUUUUACAAAAAAAAAACAUGCAUUUAUUUACUUUUAUGGAGCCAUUUAAUGCACUUUGAUGACUGCUUUCUGAUAAUAUUUAGAUAUUUUUAAUCAGUUGUACUUUAUUAUGGACACAAAACAAAUUAUGAUGGCAUUAUUUAGGUCAGUAUAUGGCGUAAUUCAGUACAUUUAUCUUAAUUAUUUAUAUUUUAAUAUAUAUGAACAUACUUUAUAUAUAAUUAAAUAUAAAUAUGUGUGAAAAUUAUAUAAUUAUAUAUAAACAAUUUUCUCCGCGUAAUAAUGCUUAAUAAUUCCAAAUAAGUAUUAAAACAUUUAUUUACGUCAAAAUAUUUAUUUAUUUAAUUAUUUAAAAAAUUGAAACUUACACACUUUCAUCCAGUGUCUGCUUUCAAUCGGCAUUAUACUCACAUGAUUACUAACUUUUUGUGUGACUUUUUACAUACAUUUUUCAGUUCCGCAAACUGCGCGUCGAUCGUUUUGUCGGUCUUGCGAAACGCACUUCUGAACUGAAGCUGUAACAGUGAUAUCACGAGAAUUAAAUUACAUGUCUCAAUGAUUGAAUCGGUAACGACAUCGCGUCUUUGAAAGUAGGGAGGUCCGGCUUCGAACCUUGAGCUGAGAUGAUGUUUUUCGUUAUAAAUUUUUUACAGUGCUUUAAGAUUCUUCUUGUUCGCAUUAUUACUAAAUUGUUUACCAAUUCAAUUCGAGAUAUUACUAUUUUUAAUUAGAACUGUGUUUCUCAAGCGACCGACGAAAAUUAUUGACGCACAGUUUGCAGAAUUGGAAAAUGAAUAAAAAUUCGCACAAAAAAUAUUAUUAAGCGUUAAAAGAUCCGUUCUGGGACCGUAAAAGGCUCGCGCUUUUUUAUUUGUAAUAAUAUCAAUCUUAUUGAGUACAAUAGUGGUUCGUAAAGAAGCGGAAGUUUAAUAGAAAGUUGCAUACCGAUGAAGCCUCGGCAAUGAUAUCUCUUUUAAGCACAUACCUUUAUGUUAGUAAAAUUCAAAAUAUUGAAUCGUGCAUGUGAAAAUCGAAAGGACAACGCAGACAUGCCAAGAAAAGUAUACGUUAAUUACACUAGUAAUAAAAAUAUAGGAGCAAUGUCAAAAUAAUUAUUAGUUUUGGCUCACUGUUUAUUAACAGUACGAAACACGUACCCACGUCCACGUAUAUGUAUUUCCGAGUAAAUACAACGUGUACAAAAGGAUUACACGUAGAUAGGUGAAGAAAAUAAAUAAUAAUGGAAUAUAAUAAAGAUGAAUGUAGAUAUUAAGUAAGAAAUAACAUGAAAUGAUAAUAAAUAAUGUAAAUAUAUCAUGAGAAAUGAUAUACAGAGGAAUAGCUGAUUUGAAGAAUGAGAGGAGAUGCACCGAGAGAGAGUAUCAGGAGGUAAACGAAUUAAAAUAUUUUACCGCAGUGUAAAUAGGCGCGCGUCCGUACAACAAAUGGCUGCAUAGCGGCCAUUGAUCAAGCGACAAGUAAAUGAGAUAGUGACGGAUAGCGGCUUCGUACGAUUGUAUCGAGGCUGACAAAUGCUCUUGGCGUUUUCCCGAGAAGAAAAAUAAGGAUUUUUCGGAGUAACGUUCUUUCCGAGGCGAUUGAUUCGAUCAGGGAAAUGCGUAAUGUGCGAGCUCAGUGGUGGUUUUCCCUCGUAGCCGGGGGAUCAAGUGCCGGGACGCACGGAGAUUUAUUUUCGUAUUAACGUACAAAUUGCUCAGUACGAAAUAGUCGAACGUUUUACAUUCCACUGAGAGGGAACGGGGGGAAAGGGCAAGGAGAGAGAAAGAAAUUCGCAUAUCAGAGUCACGGACGCAUCGAUCGCGAGGUUCUUGCAGGUGCGAAGUGACGGGGGCUGGGGCCGGAAGAGCCCCCAGCUCGUACACGUAGGUACGGACGAACUGCCUACUACCCACUUGCACCGAUCCGAUAUAUAUAUAUAAUGUAAGAAACUCACGGGGGCUUGCAAAGUAUCGAGUCAAUUAAUCGCACGGGAUGAUAAUCCGACGGGGGAGAUAACUUAGUGGAUCGUCCACUCGAGAUAUUUAAUAUAUGCCUCCGAUGUCGAUGAACUUCUCUCAAAACAUGCCUUCGCUCGUUCUUAUCAGUAAUUUACACUUACACUCCCACACUUGAUUGCAUUAUUUAACAAACCGUACCUUUAAUCUUUCGAUGCACUUUGGACCCGAAACGGGGAUAAGUCGCGCGCGCCAAUUUUUUAUGUGCAUGCACAAUAUUGUAACGUGACGAAAAUUCAGUCUGCUUUAAUUUAUAUAGGGCACAAUUUUUUAAAUGAAAUUUGAAAUGAAAAUUGAAUAGAGCCAGAAGAUUGCGUCGGUCGAGAGGAUAACUGGAAAAUAAGUUGAACGGAAAUUUUUUAAUUUAUUCCACUAAUAUAUUUAACGAUAUUUUUGUAGGUAUAAGAAUGUUUUAUUCACAUUCCAUGCGCAGCUUCCAAAUGUACAUACUUUGGCGAGAAAAUGUUCUUACUUUUUUUUGUUCUAAUUUAUUUACGCACGAACGAAGGAUGGAGGAGUAACAGUGA